AGUCUGUCAACCUUUAACACCCAAUAACAGGAUGCUCAUUUGGGUCCAUCACCUAGAGCUGCCUCUUAAAGCUUUUUUUUUUGUUUGUUUGUUUUUUGUAGGACACUUUUUUUGUGUGUGUGAAUUCUAAUGCAGCCUUUCACGUUCCGCAACAUAAUUUCCUUGCUAUAGAUUUUCGCCUGCUUAUUGCUGAGGAAAUCUUGUAAUCUGCAGCGAGUGGGUGAAUUACGAGGCCACCGCCUGACAGACAGACGAACGGAAGGGUAUAUCCCUCCUCUGGCCUCUUGCGGGACCUUACAGGCGAAUUGGCAAUGUCAAGGGAUGAGGAUUUGAGAGUCAAGUGUCGCUGAAUGGGAGCAUUGGUGGUCUGGGUGCAGCUGCCUCGAGAACAAGUGGAAGAAAUGCAGAGACGGCAAGAGUAGUGCGCCCCAUGGAAGUGGACCUCUCCUUACUUUUGUCUUUCAUCAUGCGGGCCAGCCGCUGAAAAGCUUGGCAGUGCCUGUGACUCCAGGCAGCUAAGCUAGCAGCUCCUAGCACUCAGUAUGCAGCCAAAGUGCUGGAAUGACAACGACUCCAUUCAUUGUUGAGGUAGAGGCAAAGGCUGUGGAUCUCCUCUGUCUGUUUUGCAGAAUGGGGGAUACAGAAGAGGAGGGGGCACUUUCCCCAACUUGCAGUACAGCAGAGGAAGUAAGAAUGAGGGAGUGAGAGAGAGAAACAGAAAGGGAGGGAGGAAGAGAGAGAGAGAGAGAGAGAGAGAAAGUGCCGUGCCAUGCCGAAUGAUUGAAAGAGGCGGAGAGGAAGCAGAACUCCAUCAGAUGAAAUGAGGUGAAAAUAAUUCAGGCAUUAAUCAAGCUUGGGCGAAAGGAGGCUGUUCUUUUAUCCCCCCCCCACCCCCUCUCUCUGUGGAAGCGAAUGGAGAGGUGUGAAUGAAGAACUCGAGAGUUAAGACGAGAGAACUACCGGACACUAUCGAGUCAUGUCGGAAUCCAACAGCGGCGCAGCUUGUUUGGCUGAUCAGAAUGGAGCGGUUCCAGGAGAGCCAGUAAAGAAAGAUGAAAACUCCAGAAGGGGGAACUGGGGCAACCAGAUUGAGUUUGUCCUCACCAGUGUUGGCUACGCAGUGGGCCUGGGAAACGUCUGGAGGUUUCCUUACCUCUGCUACAGGAAUGGAGGAGGUGCCUUCAUGUUCCCAUACUUCAUCAUGCUGGUGUUUUGUGGCAUCCCUCUGUUCUUCCUGGAGCUCUCCUUUGGGCAGUUCACCUCCCUCGGGUGCUUGGGAGUCUGGAAGGUCAGCCCCAUGUUUAAAGGUGUGGGCUAUGGAAUGAUGGUGGUCUCGACCUAUAUUGGGAUUUACUACAAUGUGGUGAUUUGUAUUGCAUUUUAUUACUUCUUCAUGUCCAUGACAAACCUGCUGCCCUGGACGUACUGUAACAACCCCUGGAACACUCCUGACUGCACUGGAGUGUUGAGCACUCCACGAGCUAACGCCAGCUUCGCCAAUGUGUCUGCGGUCCUGUCAGGGGUGACUGAGAUAGUCAACCGCACCAAAAGAACCAGUCCUAGUGAAGAAUACUGGAGGAACUAUGUGCUGAAUAUCUCUGAUGGUAUCGGGAACUUCGGGGAGGUGCGUCUACCUAUCCUGGGCUGUCUAGCUGUGUCAUGGAUAGUUGUGUUCCUCUGUCUAAUUCGAGGAGUCAAGUCAUCAGGCAAGGUGGUGUAUUUCACAGCAACCUUCCCUUAUGUGGUGCUGACCAUUCUCUUCAUCAGAGGAAUCACUCUGGAAGGAGCCGUCAGUGGCAUCAAAUACUAUUUGACCCCUCAGUGGGAGAAAAUUCUAGAUGCCAAGGUAUGGGGGGAUGCCGCCUCUCAGAUUUUCUAUUCACUUGGCUGUGCCUGGGGUGGGCUUAUCACCAUGGCAUCAUAUAACAAGUUCCACAAUAACUGUUUUAGAGACAGUAUCAUCAUCAGUGUAACCAACUGUGCGACCAGUGUGUAUGCUGGCUUUGUUAUUUUCUCCAUCCUGGGAUUCAUGGCUCAUCAUCUGGGGGUGGAUGUGUCAGAGGUGGCCGAUCACGGGCCAGGCCUGGCGUUUGUGGCCUACCCAGAGGCCCUGACAUUACUGCCCAUAUCACCUCUCUGGUCCCUGCUGUUCUUCUUUAUGCUCAUUUUAUUGGGCCUUGGUACUCAGUUCUGUCUACUGGAGACUCUGGUGACGGCUGUAGUAGAUGAGAUUGGAACUGACUGGAUUAUCAAAAAUAAAACCUAUAUCACAUUGGGAGUGGCUAUAAUAGGAUUCCUCCUGGGAGUGCCACUGACCACACAGGCAGGAAUAUACUGGUUGCUGCUUAUGGACAACUACGCUGCGAGUUUCUCUCUGGUCGUCAUCUCUUGCAUUAUGUGCAUCUGUAUAAUGUAUGUCUAUGGCCACAAGAACUACUUUAGAGAUGUGGAGAUGAUGCUAGGCUUCCCUCCUCCAAUCUUCUUCAGGAUCUGCUGGAGAUUUGUGUCGCCCUUCAUUAUUACUUUUAUUCUGAUUUUCACCGUGAUACAGUACAAGCCUAUUACCUACAAUGACUAUGUAUAUCCCAGCUGGUCAUUGGUUAUUGGGUUUGCCAUGGCUUUGUCUUCAGUCAUCUGUAUACCUAUCUAUGCUCUGUUCAAGAUUGCUAUGUCUGAAGGAUCCACAUUUUUAGAGCGUUUGAAGAACUCCGUGAAGCCUGACCCAGACUGGGGCCCGGCUCUCCAGGAGCACCGCAAGGGCCGAUACGCCACUACAGGCCCUGAGUCAGUGGAGGUGUGCCCUCUCAAAGAAGACCUGAAGGAUGAGGGUAAAGAGAAACUCAAGGAGAAAGAGGAUGAGAUAGGUUUGACCAUCCCAGGAAGCAACGGCUCCACAUUAAACCCCUCACCAAGCGCAUAGAGGAGCCCCUCCCCACCCUCCCCCCAGGACGGUUCCCAUUCCCACACUGCGGGACAGGCCACUCUCACUGGAGACCUUUACAUAUUGUAAGGGCUUUAUGAAAUCUAACCUCUAGAGAAAUUGGUUGUCAUCCAAAACCUUUUUCUUUUUGUUCACUUAAUUUAAUACUGCAGUCUUAAAAAAAAAGACGUUCAUGUAAAAGGAAGUGUUUGCAUACACGCAGUGUGUAUAUAGCGCAUUGUACAAUAUUUUCACUCUGUGUUGAGUAGUCUGGAAAUGUGACUGUAGCGGCAGCAGGAGCUACAGUGGGACUUGGCUGAUGUGUACAGUGGUGGCAGUGCUGGUCAGGUUUAAUAGCUGAAGACCAAAUAUUCUUUGUGGCAAUGUUGUAAUAGCACUGUUAAAUGGAGUGUUAUUUUCAGUUUCUUGUUUGGGGACCAUCUCAUUCACAAGCCAGUUUGGCCAAUGUAGAUGUCUGAGAGCAGGGUGGCUGAUGGUCAAUGUAAUGCCAGUACAUGAUAUAAUGCAUGUUACAUGACCUUUUAACACCAUAAUAACUCAAAAUCCACUUAAAACUAGAAAUCAAAAAAGUCUGUUAUCCAUUGACUAGAUUUCCACUCAAUUUUGGAGCUAACACUUUUGUUAACCGGCAAAGUAGACUGGCUGAUACCAAUAAGCAUAGGCCAAGAGAAUAUCAACUUUAUUUCAAUGUAAGUGAGAGCACAAAUACAAAACAAAGGAUAUUUGGUCUUAAGCUCUUACUGACUGAGGUAUCUGGACCGAGGCAUAUAACUAACUACUCAAGCCCAUGCUCAGGGUUACACACAAUUUGCUUUUUUGCAAAACCUUUCCAACACCUUGAGAUGACUUAUUGCUGAUCUUGAGUAUUUGACAAAAAGGAGAGGGGGUUUUCAUGUAGGAACUUCCACAUGAAAUGCCAAAUCUGUCUAGUCUUCCGGGCAUCUCGAGCCGAGGCAUCUCCUGAGCGAGGGGAGCAUGUGUGCGAUAACAGAAGCAGCUAGUUCCUCAUUAGAUUCAGUACUGCAGUAUGCACACUAACCCCGCUCCACACGGAAAAAGAGGCAUGUUACCAAAAACGUGCACAGACCUUUGUGUUCUGAUUUAGUUGGUAUGUUUGUGUGUAUUUUUUGCUGUCUAUAUGUGUUAAGAGACUUGAACUGGUGUGUAUGUGUCAUUUAAAGGCAUCUGGCUGUGCUGAAAUGAAAGGUCGUGUCAUCGAAACACUGCAAAAGAUGUAACUCAAGGUUGCAUGUGGAACGACCAGAAGUAAACAUAGCAUCAGUCAAAAAUCACUGUGGUUAGUUAGUGAAAUCGUUGGGGAAGUCAGCUUUUUUGGCCUAGUGUUUUAAAACAACAUUAUAAAGACUUAUUGGACAAAUAAAAGGUCAAACUAUCAGAUACUUAGCCUAAUCAAACACCAGUGGAACACAAUCAAUUUAAUCAACUCCAUAGUAUAAAUACAGCUGACUUACCUCUGUCCAUUGAUGGUUUAUCAGCAUCCCUCCUCCUCCACAUCCCCUCACUUCCAGUUCAUUUUACACUUAUACAAGGAGGGAGGUACUCUAGGUUCGGGCCAUUCCCGAGCUCGGAGCCCUUCCCCAAAUACACGCCAAAUACACAUUAUCAUACUUCAGCCAAUUAUAUGUAAAUCGUGAAUCAUAUCAUUCCAGUGACAUUUCAACAAGGCCCCUUAUGAUGCAUAUGGUUGUAGUGGCACAUAUACAUGGAAGAAGAGUCCUGGUUAUACUGUGAAUUUGUCUGGGAUGUUGCCUGACGCCUUUAAACAGGAAGUCUGGCAAAGCAGCUGCUAAUGUGCUGACGCAUCACGUAUCGAGACUUCUGAUUAAACAGUGAAUCUCUGUAUAUAGUCGAUACAAAAUAGUUCAUUUGGUAUUUCUCUCCUGUGUUGUGAUGUGCUCCUUCACUUUGAGUCGGAAUGAGGCAAAGAAAUGCUUGGUUGCAUUCAUUUUGAUAAUACGAAGUUAGAUAAUACAAAGUCUCAUCUUUUAAAUUAGCUUAAUUUAAUUUAGAAAUUCGAACUUCAUUUUGAUGUCAUAGAUCGCUAAAGCUGCCUUAGUUUAAAGGUAGCAUGGAGCGAAAGAAAUGAUCAUCGUGUUUUCUUUACUACUAGUUAAAAAUUAAACAUCAGAAGCUAUGUUGAAAGAACUUACUAAAUUUGUCAUGUCUCAUGUAAUCAUGUUGAAACAGGAAAGUCAUUCAGUGGCGACUGCUAAAAGAAGAGCGUAUAAAUACACCGUAAACACAUGUAAUUGAUGUCUUAUUUAGCAUAAGCUCGAAUAAAUCUCCAGAUUCUAUCAAAAGAUGUCAGUUUUCAUGACAGCACCAUUUAAUUAGAGUUUCGCAAUGGAUUAUGAACAAAUACGUUUUUGAAAGUGUUUUUGAUAUUUUUUUGAGAUAGUUCUUUCACUGAAUAAAACUGUUUCUGGGCCAAAAUGACUCAAAAUGAUGGAGCAGGUCACAGUUAAAGUCAGUAUUCAAAAACCUGAUGGCAUAAUAGUCUACGUCAUUGUUAUUUGUACAUUUUAUUAAUCUUUGCAUGA
Molecule: messenger RNA, 5502 nt
Organism: Carassius auratus (goldfish)
Lineage: Eukaryota; Metazoa; Chordata; Actinopteri; Cypriniformes; Cyprinidae
Gene: slc6a9
Product: solute carrier family 6 member 9
Exons: 13
Coding region: 977-2920 (647 amino acids)
Biological process (GO): sodium ion transmembrane transport; neurotransmitter transport; amino acid import across plasma membrane
Cellular component (GO): plasma membrane
Molecular function (GO): amino acid:sodium symporter activity
Source: RefSeq, a predicted model, not a curated record